GACCUGUCCAAUAUAACCCUAAGGGUCCUCGCUGAAUACAGUAUCCCCGACAUCUCUUUUUGUCAACCGUCUGUACGGAAGCGAAUUAAAACGAUUUCAUCGGCAGUAUAAAUGGCUUGCAUAUUAACAGUGCGUUAUCUUGGCGCGCAUCUCUCACUGGAAGGCUUCACGUCAGGUACUGCUGUAGAAGUAAUGAAGAGGUGAAUCCCCAGUCUACAGUUUUGGAACCAGCUCUUGCACCGGUGCUUAACGAUUAACCGAGUGAACGUAUCUUUUCUGUGGCGCACAUGUGUGUACUGUGCGCUGUCAAUAACUUCUGUACCGUAUGACUGACAUCAUCUCAUCAUGCCUGGCGAGAAAUGAAUCCUGAUUCAACGCUUGACACCAGCAGAAUCGUGUGUCAGUCUCCGCGCGCUGGAGAACUUUGCCUCGCAACUCUUGUGUGGAUACCGCACCGCGCGGAGGAUCAACAACUUUCCACAUAAAUAGCUCUCGUGCAUGAUUUCGUAUGUCGUUUCAAACCCUUCCAUGUCACCAAUUAUUAUCGUUCUAAUCGGACGAAAAUGUUUCAGAGAGCAUAUCUGCUCAAACUCGAGGAAAACAUCGCUGGAAAGCCUUGAGGAGCGGAUUAAAUAGCUGAUAAUAAAUGACUUUUCUGCGCCUCACACUUGCGUCCAUGUCAGGUGGACUGUGAAGAGACAGAAGAGGAAUGUUUAUUCGAAAUUUAUUGCCGCUCAGUUUGGGGGUUUUGCCGUUUUUGUUUAGUCACUGUUUUCUCGCAAUAUUUCUUCCAUUACUGCAGUUUGCAAAAGGGGAGCUCCAGAAGUCAUGCUCCCGAACCACAGUGGCACCAUUGGAAGGGAGCUGCCAGUUGCCAUGCCAGUGUAGGCCCUACCCACCAUUACCACCUCCACCCCCUCCUCCACCACCCCCAAGGCUAGCUCCAGCUGUUGCUCCCUCAACUGUAUCCCCCUUAACUCCCUGGAGGAGAGAGAUGCAGAUCUUGGUCCUGGGGACUGUAAGCUGUGCAUCUGUGGUCUUCCUCCUCCUGACUAUCAUCAUUUGCUUCAAGGCCAUCAAGAGGAAACCCUUACGAAAAGAAGAGAACGGCACAAGCCGAGGGGAGUAUGCCAUGAGCUUGCGCUGUAAACAGCAGGUAGUGGAAACCAACAACACUGGAGUAUAGUGCCCAUGCUAAAGCAAGUUAUAUACAGCGGAAGCUCUAUAACCGAUAGCACCACCAUCUCUCUGUUUGGGUUUAUGAGAUGGACACAAGGCGUACUAUGAAUUUUAGGAACUGUAAACCACAUGGCUGCCCAUCUUGGGAUAUAAUACUGUUUGAAAUGUUUUUAAAAAAGUGUUUAGAUAAUGACUGGCAUGUGUAUAAGCAAGUAUAAGCAGGUUUUGAGGAGACAUGGACACUCUUAAAAGACGCUGGCAGCUGCACGAGUGUAACAGGACUCAAACUGUAUUGCCCCUCUGAGGAUAAUAUACAACACCACCAACAAAGUAAACGCAUGCACUUUCUGUUGAAUGCAAUGAUGUUUUGAAAUUCCUUUAUUCUCUUGUCUUUAAGUCUGUCUCUGCAAUGUCCCUCAUUAAACAUUAAGGGUUCUCUCACCUCAUGUAGAUUGUCUGAGUGUUAAAUGGUAAAAUUACCACACUUGCCCAUGUUUUGGUACAAUCUGUUAGAGCGCCCAGAUGGAUUGGUUCAUCCUGCACUUUGUGUACCAAUAUAUAAGAAAAUAAGAAAUGUUUUCCCUAAAAUCACCUGGAAAUGUAUUGCUUUUAUUGUGUUACUAUGCAAUUGGAAAAAAAUUAAAUCUUGAGGAGCAUGUUGAUAAUUUAAAAAAACAAUGCUAGCAUUAGCAUUGCUAAUUAUUAGUGUUGAUUCUAGUCUUUCCCUUAUACAUACAUUUCUUUUUUCGAUACCACAACGGCUAUGUAAAUCUUUUCUGUCAUUUCCACAAAACAGAAAACCGUAAGGUUAAUAUAACAGUCAAUAGUGCACUAGUAUGCAGGAUUUGAUUAUCAUGUGUGUAUAUAUUGUCAAUCUCUUUGAGUCUUGUGAAUGCUUACAAAUCAUUUUAGAGUCACAUUAAGUCUCUGAGUCAUCCAAACAGAAGUUUGUCUUCUCUCAUUGACCUUUAUUGGAAACUCUUAACAAAAAACAAGAUGAUAUUUCACAUGAGCUUUUACUAUGACUGUUUAUAAGCAGUUAUUGCUGAUAGCUAUUUUUAUAGUCAUUAUUACUGUGAUGUCAUGUGGGUUAGUGUUUACUCAUGGAAAAGAGAUGUAGGCUAAUGUACUGAAAAAUCAUAAACCUAAAAACCAUACAAAUGUUUUCAAAUUUUAGCUUGUUUUGACGCAUUUAAUCAGGGCCUCUGCAUUGUUCAUUUUUAAUGAUUUUUCAUCAGAACGAUACUGUAUAUCAAACCAAUGCCCAUAUUUACUGUAUAUAUAAAUAUGUUUUUGUACACAGGAGCUUGUUGUAUUUAGAAAAUCCAAACUUGUGAUAUGACAGUGCUGCGGUGUUCAUACAUAUUAACACUGAGCAAUGCAUAACAAGCUUUUGAAUUAUACACAAUGUACAACCUUGUGUAAACAAACAUCCCUUCUCUAUCAUAUUCUGUAAAACAUACUCAAAACAGACAUCUUCCACUGUAUAGUUACUCACCCAUUAAAAAAUAUAUGUACUGAAGCUAUAUGUGUAAAAUACUGUACAAAGGUACUCAGAAUUGUAUUGCAUGAAUGUACAUAUCAAUAUUUGCCUUCUUGACAGUCUGUUGUGUGUACAGAGUAAGAUCAAAUGUUUUUAGGGAUAAGUAUAAGUUGAUGUAAUAUCAGAACAGCAUAAGUGUUAUUGUUUGUCUGGAACAAGCCAUUAAUGUAUAUUUGAAUAAUCAGAGGUUGUUGCACAAUGUAUGCAUCACACACCAAAAUGUAAACGAUUAUAUAUUGUGCAUUGAACUAAUUUAAUUGCAACUUGCUGACUUUUUUAGUUUUAAAUAAAAUUG
This is a messenger RNA of Myxocyprinus asiaticus (Chinese sucker), 3017 nucleotides long. Its product is annotated as proline-rich membrane anchor 1-like. Bases 710 to 1186 code for a protein of 158 amino acids. The record is from RefSeq and is a predicted model, not a curated record. NCBI's taxonomy places the organism in Eukaryota, Metazoa, Chordata, Actinopteri, Cypriniformes, Catostomidae. The transcript has 4 exons.